Messenger RNA from Bubalus bubalis (water buffalo), 1809 nucleotides. It is a transcript of the gene TTLL1, whose product is annotated as tubulin tyrosine ligase like 1. Gene Ontology annotation, biological process: microtubule cytoskeleton organization; protein polyglutamylation. Gene Ontology annotation, cellular component: cilium. Gene Ontology annotation, molecular function: tubulin binding; tubulin-glutamic acid ligase activity. The record is from RefSeq and is a predicted model, not a curated record. The transcript has 11 exons. The coding region runs from base 246 to 1646 and encodes 466 amino acids. NCBI's taxonomy places the organism in Eukaryota, Metazoa, Chordata, Mammalia, Artiodactyla, Bovidae.
GCGCCGCCCCGGAAGUAGAGCGCGGCGGGCGGAGGGCCGGUCCGCGCUGGGUAAGCGGGCCGUGUCCUCCAGCGAUCGCCGAGUGGGGCUGGAGGCGGGGCCGGGCCGCGGCGCGGGGCCGCCGUGCUCCGCGCUCCCGAGCGCUUCUUAGCGCUCUGCGCCCACAGGCAAGAACCCGAGGCAAGAGUCAGGGAAACUGAAGAGAAAUUGGAUGUUCCUGUUGGCUCCAUAAAUACCUAUGGAUUAUGGCAGGAAAAGUGAAGUGGGUCACUGACAUCGAGAAGUCGGUGCUGAUAAAUAACUUUGAGAAGAGAGGAUGGGUCCAAGUGACAGAAAACGAGGACUGGAAUUUCUACUGGAUGAGCGUGCAGACCAUCCGCAAUGUCUUUAGUGUCGAAACUGGCUACCGGCUCUCGGAUGAUCAAAUAGUCAACCAUUUCCCGAACCACUAUGAGCUGACGCGGAAGGACCUGAUGGUGAAAAACAUCAAGAGAUACAGGAAGGAGCUGGAGAAGGAAGGGAGCCCGCUGGCAGAGAAGGACGAAAGCGGAAAGUACCUCUACCUGGACUUUGUUCCCGUCACCUACAUGCUGCCCGCCGACUACAACCUGUUUGUGGAGGAGUUCCGGAAAAGCCCCUCGAGUACCUGGAUUAUGAAACCCUGUGGCAAAGCCCAGGGAAAGGGCAUCUUCCUGAUCAACAAGCUCUCGCAGAUCAAAAAGUGGUCCCGGGACAGCAAAACAUCUUCGUUCGUGACUCAGUCCACCAAGGAAGCCUACGUGAUCUCUCUGUACAUUAACAACCCCCUACUAAUCGGCGGCAGGAAGUUCGACCUGCGCCUGUACGUUCUGGUGUCUACGUACCGCCCGCUGCGCUGCUACAUGUAUAAACUUGGAUUUUGCCGCUUCUGUACUGUGAAGUACACCCCGAGCACCAGUGAGCUGGACAACAUGUUUGUCCAUCUCACCAAUGUCGCCAUCCAGAAACACGGGGAGGACUACAACCACAUCCACGGGGGCAAGUGGACUGUGAACAACCUGCGGCUCUACCUGGAGAGCACCCGAGGCAAGGAGGUGACCAGCAAGCUGUUCGACGAGAUCCACUGGAUCAUCGUGCAGUCCCUGAAGGCCGUGGCGCCCGUGAUGAACAACGACAAGCACUGCUUUGAGUGCUACGGCUACGACAUCAUCAUCGAUGACAAGCUGAAGCCCUGGCUGAUCGAGGUACCUGUGUCCCACGACCUUGUGCCUGGUCACCUCACGGCCUCCCUGCGCUCCUGCCUGGCCCCAAAUCUGAGGCUCCAGGCCAGAGUGGGUGGAGAGGAGGGCAGAAGGACGAGGACAGAUGCUCAGGUAAACGCGUCCCCGUCCCUCACCUCCAGCACUGCCAACGACCGAAUCCUUAAGUACAAUCUGAUCAAUGACACCCUCAACAUCGCGGUCCCUAACGGUGAAAUUCCAGACUGUAAAUGGAACAAGUCACCCCCAAAGGAAGUCCUCGGCAAUUAUGAAAUCCUGUAUGACGAGGAGCUGGCGCAGGGUGACGGGGCUGAACGAGAGCUGAGAAGUCGGCCGGGCCAGUCGCUGGGGCCCAAAGGGAGCCGAUUGAGAGAUGCCGGGAGGACCGUCCUCACCACCUGGAAGUGACCACCGGCAAGAGUGAGACUUACAGCCCGGACCCGGUCAAAACCUAUCACUGCGCCCAACCCUUGCCGAAGACACCUAUUUUGGAAUUUCCUUUUUCUAGACCUUUUUUUUUUCCCUUUCCUAAACCCUGUAAAUAAAUAAAGGCACUUCUUUGAAAGGUUAA